Asparagus officinalis (garden asparagus) is the source of this 2184-nucleotide messenger RNA. RefSeq names its product zinc finger MYM-type protein 1-like. The coding region runs from base 1 to 2184 and encodes 727 amino acids. Lineage: Eukaryota; Viridiplantae; Streptophyta; Magnoliopsida; Asparagales; Asparagaceae. The record is from RefSeq and is a predicted model, not a curated record. Gene Ontology annotation, molecular function: protein dimerization activity. The transcript is spliced from 4 exons.
AUGGGAAAGGUAGCCACUGCCAUUGUUGGUUUGAAGGAGCGAACUUGGGUUGAGGUUCUUGCUGAUAAGGUUUUUGGUUUUCAAGAUAUUUCCAUAGAUGAUCUUGAACUGGUUUUCGAUGAAUAUUACAAGAAUGAAGUUGAAGCGAAGGCUUUUAUGGUAUUGCCUGAACCAAUACAAAGAAAGAGGAUUCUUAAUGUGUUGGAGAGGAUUGAUUUGUCUUUUGCUGAUGCUCCCUUGCUAUCCUCAAUGUUGCGUAUCAUACCCUUUGAUGCGAAAAUGACAUUAUUGGAGCCUCAAGCGAGGCACCGCCGACGGAGCCAACGGUUGAUGAUAAAGAAGAAGAUCAACAUCCUCCUAAAAUUCAAAAGGUCAAGGAUACCGUAUCUUAUGAUCCAGGAUUACGUCAAGCAAUAUGGAAAUAUCCCUAAAAUUCAAAAGGUCAAGGAUACCGUAUCUUAUGAUCCAGGAUUACGUCAAGCAAUAUGGAAAUAUCCAUAUAAAGAACAAGAUGAGCAUGUCAAGGAUGUGCUCUUCGAGGGCAUUCUUCGAGGGCAUGACGAAUCUCUUGAUUCAGCAAAUCGUGGAAACUUUAUUGAAUUGCUCAAAUAUAGUGCAACUCUUAAUGUGCAAGUUGCAGAGGUUAUCUUAGAAAAUGCUCCCGGGAAUGCUAGUUAUACUUCACCGAUGGUUCAAAAUCAGAUUAUGGAAAUUAUGGGUGACUUGGUGAGGAAAAAGAUUUGUGAAGAAAUUGGUGACUUUAAGUUUUGUAUUUUAGUUGAUGAAUCUCGAGAUGAAUCCAAUUGUGAGCAAAUGGCUAUCGUGUUAAGAUUUGUUGAUGCAGAUGGUUUUAUUAGAGAGAGGUUUUUUGAUGUAAUAGGGGUUGAAGACACUACCGCACAAACUCUCAAAAAGAUGUGUUCACUUAUACUUGAUCGUAAUGGAUUGCUUGUACAGAAUAUAAGAGGACAAGGUUAUGAUGGGGCUAGCAAUAUGCGAGGUGCAUGGAGUGGGUUACAAAGUUUAUUUUUGCAAGAAUGUCCAUAUGCAUACUAUGUUCAUUGCUUUGCCCACCGCUUACAACUUGCAUUAGUUGCAGCACCAGGGGAAUUAUCUAUCAUUGAGUUAUUCUUUCAGAUGUUAAAUUGCAUUGUGAAUUUGGUUCGUGUUUCGCCUAAGCGGAAUCAACAACUAAGAGCUGCACAAAGGGAAGAAGUUAAAAAUUUGAUGGAAAGAGGUGAAUUACAAACAAGUACGGGAGGUAAUCAGCAUACUACUUUGAGUCGACCUGCUUCUACUCGUUGGGGCUCACACUAUUCUUCUGCUUGUAGUUUGCUUGGUUUGUAUAAACCUGUGUGGAAAGUUCUUGGUAUUAUAAAGACAGAUGGGUUGAAUAGAAAAAUUCGUGCAGAAGCUAGUGGUGGGUUUACUACAAUGGGUUCAUUUGACUUUGUUUUUAACUUACACUUAAUGGUUGAAAUAAUGGGAGUAACAGAAGUACUUUGUCAAUCACUGCAAAGAAAGGAUCAUGAUAUUUUAACUGGUAUGGAUUCUAUCUCUAUUACAAAAACUCUUCUCUGUGAGUUGAAAGGUGAUGACAAAUGGCAAAAUUUUCUACACUCUGUAGUAUCCUUUUGUAUGAAACAUGAAAUUGAUAUACCCGAUAUGAGUUCUCGUUAUGUGAAGGGCACAGGUCGUUCUUGUCAGCAGAGUGAUGAAAUUACAAUUGAGCAUCAUUAUCGCUUUGAUAUAUUAUAUGAAGUUGUUAACACACAAGUGAUGGAGUUAAGUGAAAGAUUCUCCGAUAGAGCAGUAGAACUUCUAAGUCUUAGCUCUGCUUUGGAUCCAAAAGAUUCUUUCAAAUCAUUUAAAGUUGAUCUUUGCAUGCUUGCGAAGAAAUAUUAUCCCCAAGAUUUCAGUGAAAUGGAGAUUAAUUAUCAGCUGAGGCAUCAAUUGCAACAUUAUGAGCAUGAUAUGCAGUGUGAUCCUGAUUUUCAAAAUAUUACUACACUCUCAGGAUUAUGCCAAAAGUUGGUAAGUAAAGGAAAAUCCAAAAGGUAUCCUCUUAUUGAUAGGUUGAUUCGGCUAGUGUUGACUCUUCCUGUUUCGAUUGCAAGCACGGAAAGAGCAUUUUCGGCAAUGAAACUCAUAAAAAACAUCAUUGCGCAACAAGAUAGGAGAUGA